GGCGCGCUCGCGGCCAAUGGGCGUCGUUGGAGGGCGGCGCUCAGCAUUGGCGAUGGAGGCCGUGGGCCGCCGCCUCGCCUACUCCGUGCACAAGUGGUCGAGCUACUCGGCCUCCUACGUGCCCGAAAACAUCCUCGUGGACAUCUCCAACGACCAGUCGUCACGAUGGUCCUCGGACAGCAACCACCCUCCGCAGUUCCUACUGCUGAAGCUGGCACGCACGGCUGUGGUGCAGAGCAUCACGUUUGGCAAGUACGAGAAGACGCACGUGUGCAACCUCAAAAAGUUCAAGAUUUACGGCGGCAUGAGCGAGGACAACAUGACGGAGCUCCUGGCUAGCGGCCUGAAGAAUGACCACAACAAGGAGACCUUUUCACUGAAGCAUAAGAUCGAAGAUCAGAUGUUUCCUUGCCGCUGGAUUAAAAUAGUUCCCAUCCUGUCAUGGGGCCCCAGCUUCAACUUCAGCAUCUGGUACGUGGAGAUGCACGGGGUGGACUCUCCUGAUGUGGUGCUGCCCUGCCUGCAUUGGUACAGCAAGCCAUCGUUUCCGUCCGCACAGUACCGCGAGCGGGAGGCGAUCCGCUUGUGCCUCAAGCACUUCCGUCAGCACAACUACACGGAGGCGUUCGAGUCGCUGCAGAAAAAGACGCGCAUCGCCCUGGAGCACCCGACGCUCACGGAGCUGCACGACCGCCUCGUGCUCAAGGGCGACUUUGCCGCCUGCGAGCAGCUCGUGGAGAAAUCCGUCGGCGAGGGGCUGUUCAACCACUACAUCAGCCAGCAAGAGUACAAGCCCAGGUGGAUGCAGAUCACACCUAAGAGCUACAAAGAUGACGGCGAUGACAGCCGACCUGGGAUGCGUGGAGGCCACCAGAUGGUCAUCGACGUCCACACAGAGACCGUCUACCUGUUUGGAGGGUGGGACGGAACUCAGGACCUCGCGGACUUCUGGGCGUACAGCGUCUCCAACGGCCAGUGGACAUGCAUCUCCAGGGACACCGCCAAGGAGGGAGGCCCCAGCGCGCGCUCGUGCCACAAGAUGUGCAUCGACGUGGAGCGGCGCCACAUCUACACGCUGGGGCGCUACCUCGACUCGCUGGUGCGUAGCAGCAACGCGCUCAAGAGCGAUUUCUACCGCUACUCGAUCGACGGCAGCAGCUGGAGCCUGCUGAGCGAGGACACGUCGGCCGACGGGGGGCCCAAGCUCGUCUUCGACCACCAGAUGUGCAUGGACUCGGAGUGGCACACGGUCUACACGUUCGGGGGCCGCAUCCUGACCGGCGGGGGCCAGGGCGACGAGAACCGUGGCGGUGGCGGUGGCGGGGAGGCCCAGUUCAGCGGCCUGUACGCCUACCACUGCCCCACACGCUGCUGGCGCCUGUUGCGCGAGGACUCCAGCAACGCCGGCCCGGAGGAGAUCCAGUCCCGAAUCGGCCACUGCAUGCUCUUCCACACGAAGAACCGCCACCUGUACGUGUUUGGUGGGCAGCGGGCCAAAACGUACCUCAACGACUUCUUCAGCUACAACGUGGACACGGACCACGUGGACAUCAUCUCGGACGGCACCAAGAAGGAGUCCGGCAUGGUGCCGAUGACGGGCUUCACGCAGCGCGCCACCAUCGACCCCGAGCUGGACGAGAUCCACGUGCUGUCGGGCCUGAGCAAGGACAAGGAGAAGCGCGAGGAGAACGUACGCAACUCCUUCUGGGUCUACCACAUCGUCCACAACACCUGGUCGUGCGUUUACAAGAACUUCCAGGCCGGGAAGGAAGGGGCUGCCGGACGCGGCAGCGUGGAGGAGGAGCCGUGCCCUCGCUUUGCUCACCAGCUCGUGUAUGACGAGGUGCACAAGGUGCACUAUCUGUUUGGGGGAAACCCCGGGAAGCCGACCCUGCCCAAGAUCCGACUGGACGACUUCUGGGCCCUCAAGCUGUGCCGGCCGGCGCGCGAAGACCUCCUGCGCCGCUGCCGAUACCUCAUCCGCAAGCACAGGUUCCAGGAGAAGGCGGUGACGGAGCCCGUGGCGGCGCUCACGUACCUGCAGACGGAGCUGGCCGACACCGUGGAUCACUCCGACCCCACCGAGACGAAAGAGUUCCAGCUGCUGACGUCGUCUCUCUUCAAAACCACGUCAGACUUCAUCCCCCUGGGUUACUCGGACGUGGACGAGACGUAUGCCCGCCGCUCGCAGCUCUUCGACACGCUCGUCAAUUUCUUCCCCGAGAACAUGACCCCUCCCAAAGGGAACCUCGUGGAUCUCAUCAGCCUGUGAUGCCCGCCGCUCAUGCACCGUCUGGCGCCAGUACCACCACCACCAUGGCCACUGGUGAUGGACGGCGGCAGCGCCGGCGGAGCCACGGGUGGGGCUGAAGAAGUGGCCACCACCACCAAAUCCAGUGCCUCGCUCGGUCAUUCGCUCGCUCCUGCAGGUGCAGUUAGCCAGCGUAGAAGCAGACCCGCCGAGCGGCCGGCUCAGCGUGCGAACAGAGGUUGGUCGCCCGCCUAUGUGCGUGCGCGGUCUGUGGUCGGUGAGUCCAGCCCAGGGCUCCAGUUCAUACAAAAUUACAACAAGGUCGCUGGCAGAACGGAGUCGUUGACUCAUAGCCAUGGCCUGAGCGCGAGAGGUAUUCUGGAUGUGGUGGACCGGGGAGCGGAAAUAUUUAGCGGGUCACCGGCGUGGUUCGACCCGGCUGAAGCCAAGCCCCGGUACCUGUGCGCACAAACGGCGCGUGCCGUGGGGUGCGUAGCGGGUGGCGCGGUGGUGCCCAUGGUCAUGCUGCAGCUGUUGCUGCUGAAGCACAUUUCAUCUCAUCCCGUCGACCGGCGCCACAAUGCUGGGCAGGCUUGCGGCAGGGCGAGGGCUUCCACGCGUGUAUAUUCUAACAUUUUAAACAAAUAUUUUGACAAUGAUUUUUUUUUUUCCCCAUUAUAAAGAAAAGGCAUGAAACUCGCACAGUUUUGUUUGCGUGUGUGAAAUUGACACAUCUUUGCUUGCGCUUAAAAGGCUGGCUUUGAGUGGCCAGUGCUGUCUUUGAUUUGAUUGCUGCCACGUAUAAAUAAAUUGUGUGGUGGUGCGCUUGGGGAGGUGGGGGGGGGUGUGUUUGGGCGUUGCUGUACCACUAGGGCAUGGGACAGUGAGUGCCGUGAACUCUGCCUUGACGUUGCGUCUGAAAUCUAUUGGAGCGUUAAUAAUGUUUACGUCCGUGCAGGAGUUGGGCAGGGUGAGCGGCGCUGCGAGUCCGGCGAAAGCCACAGCGACCUCAUAAGAUCAUGGAGCUAAUUCAGGCGUCAUACCACCCAAUCAUCGCUUCUGUAUCCGGAUUGUUAAUAUUCAUAGUUUUCUCUUUAAUUUUCGUUCAGUACAGCGACUGCGCUUUUCCCUUUUUUAGGGGUAAUGGGCGACUGCACUACAAAACGCUGGGAAAAAAAAAUCUCACCGCGUGGUAAAGUUCUCUUGGCAUGGUUUAUCCGAUCACAGCCCGUCGGACCGGGGCCUUUGCCCUGCCGCCGUGGCCCGCUGCUCGACGGUGCCACUGCAGCGUGGGAGGUGGUGGUUCACCGUCCAAGUGGGACGAGCCAGGCCACUUGCAGCACAGCACAAGCGUGACACCGUCCUUGCUGCUGCGGGGGUAGUAGCCCUGGGUGCCACGCCCGCUGUGCGUCAAUUUAGUUGGGGCAGAGGCGUCGAUGAGACUUGGCACAGUGAUAAAAGUACGGCACCACGUGGAGGCCGACGGGGGCAGGUUGGUCUUGGGUGGGGGCCUGAAGCUGGCCCCUCUACCUAGCAGACUGGGGGGUCCGAACUGUAGAGUUUACAGGUAACAGGGUGGGUGGAUACAGAUUUAAGGAGUCGGCUGAUUCAAAUUUUAACCUUGACUUGUAUGUAUUCUGAUUACAAACAUUUUUAUUGUUAAAUCCACAGUACAUCACGGAUUGAAUUUACUGUCGAUGAAGUUGAAGUCGGCUUUGUUGUGGCGGAGGGGAGAGACGCUGUAGCCGAUGGACGGAACACUUGGGGGUGACACGUUGGCAGAAGAAUGCUGCGGGGGGGUCCCUUACAAGGCUCCAGUAACAAUUUGGGUUUCUCUUCAAUGGGAAAUGAAACUCUAAUGAAUACUCAUCGUAUACUUGCGUGUGUUAGCUUCAAGCUUAGAAAGUAAUGUUGAACCCUUAAAAAAUAGUGCAUUCUAGCCUGAGCCAGGGAGUCCAAACCAUUUGGUUGUGCAGGUGGUGGAACUGCACUGGCUACUACGGGCCCGGAGGCAGGGGAGAAGUUGGACAAAGUGGCCCAUUUUUUUUUCCUUGUAGCAGAGCUCACACCAAACACACUUUGUGUGCCACUGCUCAAACCCAUUGCCUUCAUUUGCCAACCGCCAGCUGCUUGGCGCCCAAACCCCUCGGCUGCAGCGUCCAGAGACGCCGCUUUCAACUGGGGAGUUGCCAAGGAGUACCCAACGAUCGUGGCUUCCACAUUGUCAAAUAGUGGUGCCCCCCCCCUCCCCAGAGACGAGAGCCGUCGCCACCGUGGACACCACGUGGUGCUGUGCCCCCACCGUGGCCUCGUCCCUGGCCUCGAAGUCCCCCCCCCUCCGCCACCAGUGGUUGAGUUCUCACGCUCGGCACGGCCCCCUGAGCGCGCUAGAGAGCGAGGAUCCCGGUUCACUCGUUCCGUGUGCGUGCGUGUGACCCUUGCAUGCACUUUUGGACAUUAACCGCAUAAUCAGUGGCAUUUUCGUGAGUAUUUGAAUCUGCAUCGUUUCUUGAGAGAGAGAGGCUCUUUAAAGUGAGAAUGUUAGAGGUAGGGAGGGAGGUGAGCUACAUUAAAAACGUGACAUUGUGUGGCGUCCAUUUCAUUUGCCACCAAAACUGAGGACUGGGUCCAUCUCUGGAAGUCAUCUCUUUUUGGGUUGUUGCUCGAGUGUAUGAGGAGGUAUUGGAGGGAGGCAGGACAUGCAGAGGUGUUGGUUUGUGUGUAGAGGUGUCUGAGUAGGUGUGUGUGAGUGAGUAGUUGGUUAGUGUCGCUGUGUGUUGGUGUCUGUGACUCGUGCAAUGCUUCGUGCACUGCACCACUAACAGCAUCUUGAGUUUGAUUCUCGGCCACGGCUAACAUCAGUGGCGAGUGAUAUCUGAACCGCUGCUGUGCCUGCCUAGGGUUGACUCAGCCUUACGAGUACCUGGUGCAUUGUGUAAGCAUCAUCACUGGGUAGACAAAGGCAGAUGGGCGUGGUGCUUGCCGCACUACCCCUCGCGUGUGCUGCGCCGGCCUUAAUAGGUGCUCGCUAACCGCAUUUCCCCAACAGUCUAGGGCUAUAUGGGGGAUCUUUGUCUUCGUGUGAUGUCUGUGUCAGAAGACAUCUAUGUGAGUAGGUGUCUGCGUGUAAGCAGGUGGGUUUGUGUGCGAGCAGGUAGCUUGUGUGUGGGCAGGUGUAUUGUGUGUGUGUGGAGGCAGGUGUAUUGUGUGUGUGUGUGGGCAGGUGUAUUGUGUGUGUGUGUGGGCAGGUGUAUUGCGUGUGUGUGGAGGCAGGUGUAUUGUGUGUGGGGGCAGUAGUGCAGCGGUUAUCGCGCUGCGCUACGAACCCGGCAACCCGAGUUUGAUUUCUGCUCACAGCCUCCAACACCAGUGAGGAUUAUCUGACCUAGUCCUGGACCUUCCCUAGGUCGACUCAGUCUCAAAUGAGUACCUGGUGCGAUGUGUAAACAUCAUCACUAGGGAGACAAGUGGCCGGGCAUGGUGCUGCCCCCCCAUGCCCUCGUGUGCCUUCAUAGGUGCUCGUGAAUAGCACUCGCCCCAACAAUCUGUUAAGGCUACACGGGGGGUCUCUGUGCGAGCAGGUGUCCGGAUCAGACUGGUCACUUACGCUCUGCCUCAAUGAUUUAAUGUACUCACCGCUUGCGGGAUCCCGCACGUUUCGCGUGUAUGUAUUGUACAUAAGUUGUAAAGGCGGUAUUAUUAUUUCGUAAUAAAAGUUGCAAACGGAA
Lethenteron reissneri (Far Eastern brook lamprey) is the source of this 5979-nucleotide messenger RNA. It is a transcript of the gene MKLN1, whose product is annotated as muskelin 1. Gene Ontology annotation, cellular component: cytoplasm. NCBI's taxonomy places the organism in Eukaryota, Metazoa, Chordata, Hyperoartia, Petromyzontiformes, Petromyzontidae. Gene Ontology annotation, molecular function: protein binding. The record is from RefSeq and is a predicted model, not a curated record.